Molecule: messenger RNA, 1583 nt
Organism: Oreochromis aureus
Lineage: Eukaryota; Metazoa; Chordata; Actinopteri; Cichliformes; Cichlidae
Gene: abt1
Product: activator of basal transcription 1
Exons: 5
Coding region: 27-932 (301 amino acids)
Biological process (GO): endonucleolytic cleavage to generate mature 5'-end of SSU-rRNA from (SSU-rRNA, 5.8S rRNA, LSU-rRNA); endonucleolytic cleavage in 5'-ETS of tricistronic rRNA transcript (SSU-rRNA, 5.8S rRNA, LSU-rRNA); small-subunit processome assembly
Cellular component (GO): nucleolus
Molecular function (GO): RNA binding
Source: RefSeq, a predicted model, not a curated record
UGCGACGGUUUGCACACGUGAAAGAGAUGGAGAGAAGAGAGGAAGACGAGGACACGAAGGCGAUUGCUCAGAGUGAAGAUCAGGAAGAACAAGACUACGACGACGAGGAGGAGAAGCGGGAAGAUGGUGAUGAUGAUGAGGAGGAGGAGGAGGAGGAGGAGGGAGCUGCUGCAGAUAAAAGAGAUGAUGAGGAUAAAGAUGUUAGUGACAAAGACGCUGCUGAGGUAAAAGAGAAGAAGAAGAAGAUAAAGAACGUCUUUCAAGACAGGAAGUGCGUCCCUGGAAUCAUCUACCUGGGUCAUAUUCCUCCGAGGUUCCGCCCCAAACACCUGAGGAACCUGCUGUCAGUGUACGGAGAGAUCGGACGCAUAUUUCUACAGCCUGAAGACAGACAGGUGAGGAAACGCAAGAAGAAGGCUGGGCUGCGGAGGUGUGACUUCACAGAAGGAUGGGUGGAGUUCAGAGAUAAACGUGUGGCUAAGAAGGUGGCGGCGUCACUCCACAACACGCCGAUGGGAACCAGGAAACGCCAGCGCUUCUCCUCUGACCUGUGGUGCAUGAAGUACCUGCACAGGUUCCAGUGGAUUCACCUGAGUGAGCGGCUGGCCUACGAGCAGACGGUCCUAAACCAGAGGCUCAGGACUGAAGUUUCGCAGGCGAAGAGAGAAACAAACUUCUACCUGAACAACGUGGAGAAGAGCGCUCGCCUGGACAAGCUGAGAAAGAAGAGGCAGCGAGACGGAGAGCAGGUGGAAGAGAAGACGUGGGACUUCACUCAGCGCCAGACGGAGGAGGAGAUCCAGAUGAAGAAGAAGAAGAAGAAAGACUCUGUUUCCCAGAAGCACCUGGACAAAGCCCGCCUCAUGGAACAGAAGAGCCAAUCGAACGUCUCGCUUCUGGCCAAAAUUUUCAACUCCAAACCGUCACAAUGACAACAGAGAGAUGCUUCAUGAACUCUUGGACAAAUGUUUCCAUUGAAAGUGUAGAUUCCUUUCCCCAGCCAAUCAAAGGCCAGUUUUGGCAGGGGAGAGGGCGGAGCAAAGGGAGUGGAGGAGAGCCAAUAUGGAGGAGCCAUUCCACUUCCUUUUCAGCUCAUUGUAUAGAAAUUGUUGUGAUUAACUUACAGGUACAGAGGUGGGUGCCCAGUGAAGCUAAUGGCAGUGCCGCUAACACGUCUGAAUUGAAAUACACAACAUUUAUAUUUAGUUUUUCUUAAAGCAAAGUUGCAUUUGCUCAUAAGAUGCUAGCAUUCUGCUAAAACAUGCUGAUUGGUCUGUCACCUCAAAGCCACGUUUCCCAGUGAUGACUACAACAGGCGUUACAAGCUUAGUUAAACCACAGCAGGAAGUUUCCAUGUGUGGAUCCGGGCUGCUGACAGAAAUUCUCUGAUACUCACUUCACAACUAAAUCAAAAGUUUGGAUGAUGUUAAGCAGAAUGCAAAGUCUCUUAAACCUUCAGAAAGAUAUUUGACUGCAGUCGAAGAUCCACAGGGCCUCAUAUGUUCCACACUACCCUGUGAGUGUCCACUGUGAACCUGGAGUGGGAGUUCUGGAUUAUAUUAAAAGAUUUUGGAAAGAUUCAA